Molecule: messenger RNA, 9455 nt
Organism: Cydia amplana
Lineage: Eukaryota; Metazoa; Arthropoda; Insecta; Lepidoptera; Tortricidae
Gene: bark
Product: protein bark beetle
Exons: 14
Coding region: 367-9447 (3026 amino acids)
Cellular component (GO): membrane
Source: RefSeq, a predicted model, not a curated record
UAGCGAGCGCGUAGUGGUAGGGAGGAGGCUUUGAAUCGAGAGGGAAGAAGGGAGGGCAGCGGGAGGAAACAAAAUUACUCAAAACCGGCCAAACGACUUGUUCAACGGUCGCACGGUGGCGCGCGUUUUCGUUAGGUUUUUCUUUGACGUGCUUGUAAUCCCACCCCACCUUUGUUUCGGUACGAAUUGUUUUGAUACAGUUUUUACAAUUGAUACGAUAAAAAGUAUUUAUAACUAAAUACUGACGAUGAUAUAAGUUGUUUCGUGUAAUUUUUACCUGUUCAAUGUUUGGAUAGGUGUUAAAAUAGGUAGCGGGCAGGUGAGGAGCGACAAUAAGUGAAAUGAAUAUUAUGUUCAGUUAGCAAAAUGGAGUGCUGUAAGGAUACGGGAGUUCAGAAGAGACAUAGUCAGUUCAGUGACACAAAGUACAAGUGGAGGACGGCAGUGUUGAUGGUGGUGUUGUGUUGGGUGUGCGUAAGUGGACAAGAGUUGGGAUACAGUGAAACGGAUCCUUAUUUGUUGAACAAGUCGUUGGGAUUGACGGAGUUGGCGGGCGGAAUCGUGGCCGGCGGACGGACUGUAUGGAGAAGCGAAGGUAGUCCGUACCUCCUCCGGGAUGACUUGCUGGUGGAAAGGGAAGCGGAGCUGGUCGUGGAGCCGGGCGUCGAAGUGCGGUUUGCACCCAUGAUUGGCAUCACCGUGCGCGGAAGAUUGAUAGCUGUGGGUGCACAUCAUAAUGGUAUUUCAUUUACAAGCACCGAAGAGCCUCCUAAGUCAAGCAAACCCAUUCCUGAUAUUCGGCUGGUUGACGGACCCUCAAUAUUAGCAGGAAGGGUGCAAUUGUUACAUCGAGGUCAAUGGAGAUCUGUCUGUACCAAUUCUAGAAAUUGGACCAUUAAUGACAUGGAAACAGCAUGCAGACAACUAGGCUUUAUGGGCGGGUCAUUUUACAAUUGGAUGGAUCGGCAACCGGGUCGACGCGCUCGUCUAUUAUUUGAGGAACCCAAGUGUAGAGGAACGGAGUAUGACUUAUUCCAGUGCGACUGGAACUCGCGUCAAUUAGGUUCUGGUGUCUGCGAUUACCAUCCCGACCUUGCUAUUCAAUGUUCGCCCCAUCACGAUGACAAUGAACUCGGCAAUUCUGGCAGACAUUGGCGUGGAUUACGUUUUGAAAAUGCAGUAUAUGAAAGAAUUCUUACCGCUGCUAACACUUUAUACGUACCUACAUCCAUGUCAAUACUCGAGCAUAUCACUAUAAAAAACGCUGGUCUAGGAAGGGAUAAUAAUGCUACUAGUGCUUUAGAUGUAAUAGGGGUACCACCAGUUAUGAGAGACAUUGAAAUAUCUAACUCUGCUUUUAAUGCAAUCAACGUGACGUCACCGAACGCGCCCAUAGUAAUUAACAACUGCACCAUACAAAACAAUAGAGGUUACGGUGUCUAUGUGAAUUCUACGUACGGCAUGACCAAGAUUGAGAAUUGUUUAAUUCACGAUAACGGUGGGGAUGGAGUAAAAUACGUUGUGCAUGAAAUGAACAUAGACGAGAAGUUUGAUCGAAGCGAAAUAUUUGAUCUCUGUACAAUGGCUUCCACACCUAGUCAGACGUUCCCUAUACAGAUGACAGUAGAACAAUCGAGAUAUUCGAAUAUGGAACGAGAUUGUGAACAGAAAUUUUACACGAGAGCUGAUCAUGUUUUAACUUUAAGCUUUCUUAAAAUUAUAACGAGUCGCAACGACACUGGAGAAAUAUUUGUAUACGACGGUUUAACUCUGAAUGAUAAACUUCUAGUAUCAUUUAGCUUGAGAAACUACUCAAGACCGCAGAGUGUGACGUCGACAAGAAACCGAAUGUAUGUACGAUUUAAAGCUAAUACAAGAACCGAUAUAACGGGGUUUCUAAGGCUGACUUCGGGUGUGAACAAGGUAUAUGAUUUAAAUGUAACUGAUACGAUUAUUUCCGAUAAUAAUGGCAGAGGAGUCGUUAUAGAAAAUUUAAGAUCGCAAAUCCAUAUACACCGAUCAUCGAUAUCAAAUAACAAUCACGUAGCAGGAUUGCAAGUUGUAAAUGGAGCUGGAGAUGUGAAUGUAACUGAAAGUAGAAUUUCUUUUAACCAAGGCGAUGGUAUAAAUAUAACAGUUACGGGUGGUAACAGAAACAUAUCACGAAGCAUAUUGAGUUCUAACCAAGGGUACGGUAUCGCUGUAUGGAUUAAUAAUACUCAAGAAACUGAAUACCUCCCAACAAACCAAACGACGGUUAUUGAAUAUUCUGAGAUAUUUAAGAAUCUAGAUGUGGGUAUAUUACAUGGUAAUUUCUGUAGAGACGGUUGGAUCAACAUUACAGGAAAUUGGUUUAAUAUGAGCAUGGAAAGUACAAUCGAUAUAUCGACGUGUUGGAAAUUGAUCACGCCAAAGAAACCAUUAAAUUUACAAAUUGGUCACAAUCGUUUUUACCAAAGUCAGAAGGUGCCUAUAAAGAUACAACCAGCUCUAAAUAUCAUUGGACGAAUAGAAUAUAAUUAUUUCGAACAUGGUGAAUACGGUGCUCUUGUUAUCUUAAAUAGGAUGGAGGGAAAACACAUAGAGGAGUUCGAAAUACUGCCUGCUCAGUUCAACAUACAGCACAAUUAUUUCUUUAGUAAUAAAGGACCCUUUGUGGUGAAUUUGGGACUAUCGCCAUACAGCGAUCUUCAGUAUAUAUUAUUCUCCAGAAACUAUCUAAGAGACAAUAAAGUGAGGGAGCCAUUUGAACCUUUGGAAGGAGUAUCAUCCCGUUUAACACCGAGAAGUCGAGUAGCUGCCACAAUUGUACUAGCUUCUAGCAAUAUUGACGUGUACAGGAACAUUAUUAACAAUCCUGAGGCACAGUAUGAGAUAGGCUCCCAUGUUGAAGAUCAAAGCAAGAUUUUAAAUUGCACAUACAACUGGCUCGGUUCGGGCGAAGAAGAAAAAGUGUAUAAUAGGUUGUUUCACAGAAAAGACCGAUACAAUUUAGCAAAGAUAAGUUACAUGCCUUAUUUACUACAUAGUAGCAAUCCUGGUGCAACACAAAUUAACUAUAAUCAACUAUAUGUCCCACAAUUUAAUAUUCCUGGUACUUUUACCGUUGGUGGAGAAGUGGAAGGGAUAGAAAUACUACGACCCGGAGAAUACGAUGUAGACAAAGAUAUUAAUGUACGUCCUGGCGGCAAAUUGGUAAUACAAUCCGGAGUUACAUUAAAGUUCCCUCCAGCUAUAGGUAUGAUGAUAGCCGGAAAAUUAGAUGCAAGAGGGAAGCGACCCAGUGAUAUUACAUUUACUCUUAAAGAAGAAGUCAUUCUGACAAACGACAGUGUUUACGAAACGGAUCCAGAAGUAGAACCAACCACACCAGGAUAUUCAGAACCAAUAGUGCCUAUUCGACUCUUGGGUGGCAGGACGCAGCAUGAAGGAAGACUGCAAGUAAGAAUUAAUGACAGGUGGGGUACCGUUUGUAAUUAUAAAUGGAAUGUAAUCAAUGCUGCUCUUGUCUGUCACCAGCUUGGAUUAGCGUUAAAUCCUAAUGAUUGGUUCCUCGAACCAAGUGAAAUACCUUCUGCUGGAAUUACUGAAGACGUUAUUUUAUCUAACGUCGAAUGUACAGAGUUCGAUGAUGAUAUAACGAAGUGUAAAGCAGAAACUAUGGAAAACUUUGAAAAUUCGUGUUCUCAUGAAAAUGAUGUAGGAAUUCGCUGCUAUGAGACCAGUUGGGCUGGAGUAAGGUUCAGUGUUAUCUCAGAAAGAUCAGAUUUACAGUAUGUCAGUAUCGAAAAAGCGGGACUUCUGGAUUAUUCAUCUAAUACUUUCAAACCUGCACUGCAAUUGGAUUUUGCCAGACAUGGAUUAGAAAGUGUAAAAAUAGCUAACAACUAUCAUGAUGGGUUAGGUAUUAUAUAUUCCGAUUUGUACGGUGCUGACGCUAUAAAUACUGUUCGUAAUUCAGAAUUCAGUAAUAAUAGAGGCAGUGGUAUAAGUUUCAAACAACUUGGGUUGAAGGUGUAUAGUUCAGUCAUAGAAAAUAAUAAUAUUGCUGGUAUAUCUCACAACCCUCACAUACCCGGCUUGCAACAAAGAGAAAUUGCUGGCUGGUUUAAUUUAGAUCCAGGCUUCAAUAUGGACGAAUCAAAUUACCAUCCGAUCAUGUUACCCGAAUUUGAAACCGAUAUAAGUUUAGCAAACGGAGAAACGCGGCAUAUUGUGUUUACUAAACAUUACGAUGAAAAUAUCGUAAAAACAUACAACAUCAAAUGCAAUCCAGGAUAUGUUCUUGGACUUCAACUUUUAAACCCAAUCCACAAUUUUUCUACAGAAAUUAUAUGCAUAUAUGAUUCACAAAAUAUUAACGAAGCUAGUACAAAGUGGUGCCUUGGUCGUGAUCUAUCCACAUUUCCUACAACAAGCAACAGUUUCGGUGUCGUGCUUACAUAUGAAAGUGGAAAGACUGCUCUGGGAGGUGUUGUACUCGUUGUCAGCACUAUUAUUGCACCUGUACAAAAUCUACGAAAUAGAAUUGUCAGAGGACCGGUGCCAACACUUCAAGUUGCUAAUACCAAAAUAAAAGGUAACACGAAAGGUAUCAGAUCCCUUUAUUACAAUAGGUACUUAAACGAGCUUGGCGAUCACUUUUUACGAAAAGCUAAUGAAACCAUUAAAAUAAUCAAUUGUGAAAUAGCACACAAUAAAGAAGAAGCUCUGUAUAUCAAUACGCCAUUUUGGGAUAUUCACGAAAGCAAUAUAACGGAGAUAACAAUUAUGAUUAAUAGUAGUUUGAUAACAGACAACGGCAAAGGAAUUUAUCACUUCGCGCGCGAUUUGAGGAGUUCUAAUAACUUGUAUCACUAUAUCCUUCAAGACAAUACCGUGGAACGGAAUAAACUAGGAGGUUUUGAAAUAAGUCUGCCUUAUGUAUGGCAAUAUAAUGAAAAUUUCACACAUUCCGUUUAUAUGAACAAUAACACUUGGCGCGCCAAUCAAAAUUUUGGUAUCUCUAUUGACGGCCACUUUGCAGAAGUUAAUGUAACAAAAAACGUAUUUACUAAUAACAAUUGUAAAACUGGAUGCAUCGCUGUUCGCGGCAUGGAAAAGAAAAUGAAAGUUGACGGAAAUCUGAUUGAACGGAACAACGGUCAAUUCAUGGUUCAAUUCUUUAUGGACAGCCAAAGCGAAAUCAUGGGACUAGUGUACGCAGUGUUCAUUCAUAAUCAAGUAAAAAAUAACAGACCUUUGUAUCAAGUAACUAGAGGUGCAUUAGUCAAAAGUACUGAUCCCACGUUUGCACUCGGUUUUAAAGGAAUUCAGAAAGUUAAAGUCAGCAGAAACUUGUUUGGCAAGAACGAUCUACAAUAUACUCUGCUGGCUGGUAUUAAAACAGCGAAGACAAAUAAUUUACUAGACGUUACCGAAAAUUGGUGGGGAAGUUCGGACGAACAAGAAAUAAAAACACAAAUAUUCGAUUUUGAUGAUUGGAACAAUCAUGCUAUCGCUACUUAUUUACCGUAUUUACUAGAAGAUAACUUUGAUUCUAGUUUAUCAGUUUCCUUUAGCCCUCAAACCCCCAUAGAUGUCAAUAUCCUUGGCGGCCGACUCACGCAAGAUCUUACCAUUGAAGCCCGCAUUGCUCCAUAUAUAGUAAAGUCGGACAUAACAGUUAUGCCCGAUGUAACACUCACUAUCACCCCAGGUGUAAUACUAGAAUUUCCUCCAGAUGUUGGAAUUUUGGUCAUGGGAACACUACAAGCAAUUGGCCAUGCUCAGUUGCCUAUAUUAAUGAGGCCACUAAGAAUAUCAAACAAUGCUGAAAGUAAUAGAAUUGAAAAGAGAGAUAUCAACCAUUAUUCUUCCUACAACCAUAAACAAAAAAGGCAAUUAGAGACUCUCGUAGUACAAGACUCCAUUAGACUAUGCACGGGGCGUAACUGUUCAAUAAAUGAUAAUCUUAUGGAGAAAAAGCACGAGGGUUUCUUAGAAUACUACAAUCGAACCACAUUACAAUGGGUACCUAUGUGUGACAAUCGCUUUACUGAAAGAAAUGCUCAAGUGGUAUGUAGAGAACUAGGCUUUGAUCCAAUAAACGUAUUCUUUGCACACGACAGACGAGUAGAAUAUCACAGCAACUCCUUAUCCCGCAUAUGGUCCUGGCCCGAGCCUUUGCAAUGUGUUGGUACUGAGGAACAUUAUGAAGACUGCCCUAUAAGACUAAAUGGUCAGCUGUACGGUCAUCGACAUGAAUGUAAAUGGGACUCGAAAUACGUAUUCAUACAUUGCGGCAAGAGAAAUUUAGACGAGUCUUUAGAAUAUUGGGGAGGCAUAAGAUUUGCUAACCCCGAAUUCGAAUAUUCUCUUUAUGAACAUAGAAUUCAUGAUCAUCAUACUCACGAAACCAUGAGGAAAGUAGAGAGUGCUUUAGAACAUGUUCAUAUAACUGGCGCUGGUGUUCUUCACAAUGAACGCUCACCUGCAAUUCAAAGUAUUGUUAAAAAUCCACAAAUCAGAAACGUAAACAUAAGUCAGUGUGCCUAUCACGGCAUAAACAUUGUGUCUCCCACCGAUUCGCUCGACAUGAUGUUCAAUACUGUAAAUGAUGUCUUAGGUGAAGGGCUCAGUGCAAUAUCGAUGACUGGAGAAGGUAGGGAGUCUGAAGAGUCCAGCUUUACACCAUUAAAGGAUCUGAAUCUUCCGUAUCACAUGUUUUCUCUCGUUGAUAUCUGCGACAGUAGCAAAGUUAUAACAGUUGAGGAGAGAGUCAUUAUUUAUUACAAGUAUGACAAUAAUCCUGUAAAUUGUGUCAAAAUAUUCAAAAGCAUGUACAGAGUAAAACCAUUUGGAUUUAGACUUCUGCAAUUCAAUUUGUUUAAUCAUACAAUGAACUAUGGAAAACGAGAUUCGUUAACUUUAUACGACGGAGAUAUUUACAAUAUAACAGCUCCUCAAAUUGGAUAUUUAGAAAACGGAUCUCCAGAAGAAAAGAAACUUUUUAAGACUGUCGGGGCCAGUUUAAGUAUAAAACUGUUCGCUAAUGGCGCAUCCUCGGUUCAUGGAUUCAUUGCUGAAAUAGUCACCCUGCCUAUAUCUUCUAUUGGAUUCAGUCGUGACGUGCAUCAUAAUAUAUCUAGCAGUGUAUUUACAAAGAACAGGGAUGGCGCUAUAAGUUAUACUUCAGUGGGCGAAGUAAACCCUCUUGUCGCUAUUACUAGAAAUGAACUUGUAGAUAACUGUCUCAAACUUUAUGGAAACUUUACGUCUUGCCAAGCCGCAGUGAGACUUGACGUCCAAAAUACCCAGACUUUUGUAUUCCGACACAACCUGGUACGCGGCAAUGUUGGUGGCUUGGCUUUGAGAGCUGACUCCAGAAGUUCUGCAACUUCGUUACGAGGAUGGAUACACAAUAAUCUGUUUUUCUUAAAUCACGACUUACCAAGUCUUAAAGUAGAAGGACGCCAAUCAUCACCCUACCAAGAAGUCACAAUAUAUAGAAAUUAUUUCACUCGCAAUAAUGUACAAUUCAAGGAUGUAAUUGUAUUGCGUCAAGUUGUCUCCAAUUUCACACACAACUACGUUCAUCAAAACACUGGCCAGAGAAUCCUAGAGGUGGCUGGUUUUGAUAAAGUUAGACUGCCUAUUUACCAAACUACGUCUCACAACGGAUUUUAUAAAAAUUACGCAUUAGAUCGCGAAGGGCGAGCAACGGUGGUAGCGGGUACCGCAGGGCAACAUUAUGUGGAUAAUAUUUUCUUUAAUCCCGACAACGAUUAUGAGAUGAUUACUGUUAAUAGAUCUAUCUUUGUUGACUAUAAUCCAAAUGCGAUAAGCGCUCUGGAGCUCUGGCGUACUCGCAUUGACGCCAAACAUAACUAUUGGAGUUAUAACGAGACCUUAGCCGUAGCCGGCCGAAUUAGAGAUCAAUCCGAUAAUCCACUUUUACUGGAAGUGGACUACAGGCCGUACUACAUGAACAAUUUAACAGUGCUCGGAGGAGGCAAGUGCCCACCCGGCUGGGACGCUGUUGCCGGAACGUGCUUCAUGUACAUCGGGGCACCAAUGACGUUUGCUGACGCUAGCAACUUUUGUUUGUCUGACAACGCAUCCCUACCAUACGUGUCUGGCAACUACGAAGCACUGUACAACUUCAUCCAAGCCCAAAACCAAUAUUUCCAAGACGGCGACCGCGUGUGGGUACAACACAUUGACUAUCUCACGCAAUGCACUUCGUUCGCUAUCUCCAGUGUUCAAGUUACUGAAUGUAACCAGAAACAUGCCUUUAUUUGUGAGAUUGAUCCAAAGAUCACAAUAGACCCCAUGGCCUGGCAAGGAGAUAUGUUGGCGGUAGCUUUUAUUGGUAUAUUGGCAUUAGUUGUGGUGUUGGUUGGUGCAGCCCUGGUCUGCUGGUAUUCAAAGUCUAAACACAGACACAUCCAGAGGCUAGAACGUCGCAAUUCAAUUAGGCAGUCACUCCAUUCUGUCAGGUCCAUCGGCAGCAUCAACGGAGGUUAUCCAGAUAAUACUUAUAGGAGAAAAUUAACUCAAAUGAGUACCAGAUCAACAGAAACUUUAACUAAAGGCUCCGAUUAUCGAAAGAUGCUCGCGUCCACGACCUCCAUGGAGUCUAUGGAGAAAAGUCAGUUCAAUUCUUCCUUGGAAGACACCCAAAGUUAUGAUAUCUAUGAAGCUCACAACCCCAACCCGAACAUUAUGCAACUGAAGCACAGCACAUUUAUAAAAAAACCCGCAUCACCAGAGUAUUCGGUCCCACAAAAUAAUAACCGCCCAUACAAUCUGGCAUACAAAAACGAAGGCUACAGAGAUAAUUCGAACGCGACCAGUGGUGCUCCCUCAAUGAAUACGGUAACCACAGAAGAAAUUCCUAUAAUACAUCAUCCCGGUGGUCUGCAAUCUCCUCAAGAUGAUGACACAUUAUCUCCCACAAGUGAUUCGCAAUACUUCACAUCGGACACAUUGCCUUUGCGAGGGAGGACAGACACCUUAGAUUUGAAGAAUGGGUUAGAGAGAGAAGCCAAGUAUAGUCCAUAUGGUGCUCCUAACUUUGGCACACAACCAAAGUUAUCUUUCCUUAUGGAGCUGAGAUCGAAAAUGCCAGAGCAGCCGCAACCGGGCGCCAUGCCAACUACUACAUUUGGACAAAGAAAGCCUAUUACUGAUCAACAGCAGUAUUACGAAGACAAUUUACCAAGCCCACCACAUCCGCCAGUGUAUACUCCAGACUUCUCUGACCACAUUCCAAGCUACGAUUCAAGUCCCCAAGAUUUAUCUCGAGAAUUCGACGCCUCGCCAACGCCAGGCUUAGUCGGAAGGUCUAAAUCUGAAGCGUUACUAGAAACUAAUUUUGACUUCGACGAUAACACAGAGUCUAGUUCUUUACCUUUAACUGAAGCGAGCAGAACGUAUAGUCAACCUUUAGAGACUGCUAUGUAAAGUAUAUA